AUGCCCUCGAAGCCCGACACACCGCUUGCCGAUCAACUCCGUGCCGACUUUUGGGCUUGGUACCACAGAGACAUGCAGCAUCUCCUGCUGUACAAAAAGACCUUCCGCGAAUGGGCGGCCUUCACCAAAAGCGACACCAGCAAGGCAAAGCCCGACCAUGACUCCAUCGCCGAGCGUCUCAAGGCCGCCGCCAUCGACGCUCAAGUCGCCUGGGCCGAGCACCACGCCGAAUUUGAGCGGUGGAAGGCCGCGAACCCGGCCGUAGGCCCCAUAAUUGCCAACGCGCACCAGGACACGAAGGCGAUCCGGGCGGCCGAGAAGCAAAAGGCCGAGCGAGCCGACUUUGUGAGGAACGACCUGCGCGGCAAGUCGGAGAAGCAGCAGCAGCAGGAGCUCGCCCGCUACGACCACUUUACCCGCCUCAUGGCGCAGUCUCGCGAGCGCGAGAUGUGGCGCACCAGGGUCGAGGCCCAGAUCAAGGCCCAGGCCAUGAUCGAGGAGCAAAACUGUAUCGCUGCUGCGGCUGCUGCCGCCGCUGCCGAGGAGGAGAGGAGGAAGGCCGAGGCGGAAGAACUCGAGAGACAGAGGAAGGAGGCGGAAGCUGAAGAGCAGCGGAAGCUGGCCGAUGCCCGAGCCGCCGAAGAGGAGAGACUGCUGCGCGAGAAGCCUGCUGCCGCUGCCGCCCAGGCUGCUGAGAAAGAGAAAGCCGAAGAGCAAGCUAGGCGCGAGGCAACAGCUCAGCGCCUUGCCGACGAGAGCCUUCUACUGCAGAUGCUGGGAUUUCCGGAAGUCAAUCGAUCGGGCAGUCUGGGCAGCAAUACGCCACACGACUGGAAUGGGGAUCUUUUUGCCGGUGUGACCACAGACAUCGCAGCCCAGCAGUGGGCCCAGGAGAACUACAUGAGCGACAAGAUUUGUGGUGACCCGGAUAACUUUGACCACCAAUUCCAGGAGGCCUUCCAGUUCGCGGAUGACCUGCUUCUGCCAUCCAACGAGCCACUCGACUUCGAUGCCACAUUCGCCGAGCAGGAUGCCGUGUUACCGACUGGGGAUUUGCUCGGCAUUGACGUUCCCACCUUGAUGCAGUUGGACACGGCUCCGGCUCACCAGGUGGCUCAUCUCCAGUUCUCCCUUGGUGGUGGCAGUCGCGAUGUUAUGGCUCAGAAGAAGGACAUCUCAGCCGAGCGGUUCCUCCCGCUCGUCCAGCCGCAGAUCCCAUCCGUUCCGGCUGCCAUGUCAUCAAAUGAAGCGGGCCAGCCGGUGACAACCAGGACCCAAGUUUCUGCUGAGAGUUCGACCGGGAAGAAACGACCGAGCCGCAAGAGGGUUAACCCAAAGACCCAGCCGAACGCCACAGCCAAUCCCAAGAGUAUUCCGACGGCGAUGUCUAGUGAGGAGGCACAGCACCAGCUGUCUGAGCCUUCGUUUGGCCUCGGCCAGGUCAUGGCUUUGGACCCCUUCGUGACCUCGGCGAACACCCAUGAGCUGCCUAGCAGCGGCCAGGGCACGUUCAGCCUCAACAAGCCAGCCACAGAGCUGACACCUCGCGACGAUCCUGCCGCAGUGUCUCCAGCCGGCCACAUGUCUCAUGUCGCAGAUACCACCGCCCCUGACCAGAUGGAACACAAAUCGUUCAGAGCCCAGGAGUAUUCCGGACCCUCCAGCCCUAAGAUCCAGCAGCAGAUGUCGCAGAUGUCGCAGAUGCCGGCCAUGGACCUUACCUCGCACGGUACUGCCGGUCCCAUAGUGCAGAAACCCCCUCAGGAUCCGUCCGAUUACACCAUCUUCAUGAAACGGCCCUCCCAAGCGUCGUCUCCGGCCUCUCUGUCUUCUGUGCAGAUGCCUUCCGCUCACAUUUCAGCCCAUGCUGCUGCGACCCUGUCAUUAGACAACAACAAGCGCAAGGCUUCCGUUAGUCAUGGAGCGGAGACUCCGACCAAGCGCCGCCAGACUGUGAAUCGACAGGCUGCUGUGGUCCCGAUUCCUCAGUCACCGCCAGUGCCCGUGAGCUCCCAGGGUCUUCAAACGCCUGCCCGUACUGCGCAACUUCCGGCCCAGGGUCUGCAGACCCCCCAGCAGCAGGUCCCAAUCGACCCUGCCCUGCACUACGGCAUCUCGCCGCCCAGUGGUGGCGUGCUCUUUGGCACGUCGAUCAAGGCAGGUGUCUGCGCCGCCAUCGCGCACAUCGUGAUGGAGGCCAAGCUUGGCACCGUCUUCUCACAGGUCUUGCUGGACGGGCCCAUCGCCGACUUUGGUUGUCCCGAGAUCAGUGGCCACAUCAAGCAGGCCACCAAGAGCCAUCUCAUCGCGGUGAGUGCGGCAGGGCCCGAGGACGACCGUCAGGCCUUCCUGAGCGGCGCAUUCAAGGUCCUCCAGGGGAUCCUCCACGAGAUUGAGGAACGUGGCUCCGUCUUUGGAAAGGCGCUGCUUGACGGCCCGAUGAGCGGGCCGGCCCUGAUGCCUGCUCGGAAAGCCAUGUCGACCGUGUACAAGGCGGUCAUGGCCGAAUAUAGGUCUCCCCCGAGGUUUGAAGGUGACUCGGUCCGGCCGACCCAGGUUCAGCAGACACCCACGCGAAUGAGCCUUGCUCGUUCCCGUAUCUCGAGCCGGAGCAGCAUGGGCAACGGAUCUGCCGUGGCCGGCAGCCCUCAUCUCCCGACUCGUCCCGGUGGCCCCGACACAUUCAUCCACGGCCGCACAACUUCCCCUCAGACGAACGGGCAUGCCGCCUCUUCGUCUCCCAUGCAGCCUUUUCCCAUGCUGUCGGCUGAGGACGGGGGCUACCCGUCCUCCAAUCACGCCUACCCUUCCCCCCCGUCGCUCAUGACCGGAUACACUGUCCCGGACUGCCAGCAGCCGGCCGUCUCCAAGCCCGCCGCUGCGCAACGCUCGAGUCACACGCACGACGACGUGCCCGAGCCUACCAACUAUUACCCGCAGGAGCAGCAGCAGGUGUUGGAGCAGCAACAAGCCGGACAGGCGCCGCAGAAAUCCAAGAGAGCCUCCGCCCGGCGCAAGUCCCGCGCCCGCAAGUCUUCCACGCCAGCGGUGAUGCCCAACUCCCAGCCUCCGACCGACGACAACACGGCAACGACAACGAUGAGCACCACUGCCACCGCCGCCGCCGCCGCCACCGGAGACACAACUCCUUCUCCCGGGGGGCAGUGCAUCCCCAAGCUGUACUACCGCUUCGCCGACGGCGCCUUCUACAUGCAGCUGCAGACGGCCAGCGGGGAGGUGACGCACCACCGGAUCGGCGCCAAGGGCACGACGGCGGCGGAGGCGGCGCUGGGCCGGUUCCUGGCCGAGGCGGGCGCGCGGCUGGGGGGCGUGGCCGAGUGCCCGGCCGGCUUUGUCUUCCGCGCGUGGGAAGGGGUGGAGGAGAACCUGCGGGCCCUGGAGCGGGCCCUGUCUUCCUAA
Molecule: messenger RNA, 3420 nt
Organism: Thermothelomyces thermophilus ATCC 42464
Lineage: Eukaryota; Fungi; Ascomycota; Sordariomycetes; Sordariales; Chaetomiaceae
Exons: 3
Coding region: 1-3420 (1139 amino acids)
Source: RefSeq, a predicted model, not a curated record